AUGCCUCGCUUACCGUCUCUCGUUUCGCUUCUGUUGCUUUCGCGCUCCUUUCUUCCCCCUGUGUCGGCUGAAGAGACCGAGGUGGUGACAUGCGCGACAUCCACGCCCAAUCCCCUGUCAAAUCCGUCAUUUGAAAGUGGUAUCACCGGCUGGGGAUUUGCCUCGGGAACCACUGGCAAUGUUAUCUCAGGCGAUGCAGCUGACGGCUCUCUAUAUGUUGAGACGAGCGCGACCAGCACAUCGGUAACGGUCCUACUAUAUCAGAGAAGUAGCUCGUUCAUUACGAAUGGCCAAUAUACCGGAUCAUUCCAAUAUCGCAUCAAGCCGACUUCCUCUCACGCCAGUAUGACUUGCUAUAUCAAGGCGUACAUUGACUCUUUCACCACCGCCGGCCUCGUCGGAAGUGCUACCGUGUCUGUGUCUUCAAGCACGGUUGGUUGGGACACCCUCUCGUUCAGCUAUACUCCUACCACCGCCGGAACACACACCUUUGAGAUCUAUGGCUAUUGUACCGGCACCUCCCAGUAUGCUGGAGCCGCUAUCGAUUUGGACAAUGUGCAAUUUGUUGGACCUGCGGUCACCUCAUGUUCGACCCAGACCAUCACGAUUACCCCUACGCAACUCCCAACAUCCACCGUGAUUCCAACCACCACUUCAAUUCAGACAUCCUCCUUGCAAGUGCCAUCUCCAUCUGUGCUCUCAUCGUCGAUGGUUACUUCUCCCACGCCAUCGGCUGUGACACCAGUGGUGAUUACCAGCAGCAGCACACCCUCGUCGCAGGUCUCUGUGAUUGUGCCUUCUCUUAGCACUGCUUCUUCCGCCAGCGCUGUCGCACCGUCCAGCGUUGCUUUUCCGCCCAGCGCUGCUGCUCCAUCUAGUGCUGCUAUUCCGAGAAUCAGCUCUUCAUCCGCCGCCGUCAGCUCUCUGAGUCAACGUCCUUCUACCCCUGCCGCCUCUCCUUUCUCGACUAUUGCAGUCUCGGUUCCUUCUUCAAGCGGAGCAGUGACUCUGUCUGUUUCUUCGUCCCCUGUGUCUGCAUUGACCUCUCAGAUUGCUGUUUCUGCACCCAGCUCUGUGGCUGUUAUUUCCCCAGUCUCUUCCGCUUCUCCAGUCAUUCCUUCUUCCUCCGUUGCAGUUAUUGCAUCUUCCAGCAGCGGUGUCAUCGCUUCUGGCGCUCCCUCCACAAGAAGAACAACCUACGUCACUGAGACUAUGACCGUCUCGGAGACAAUUUGCUCCACAAGAGCGUCUCAAACUCAACCAACUGCCAUCGUGACAACCACUGGAACUUCUGACCAAGGCGGCUCGAGCGGAACGGAGGGCGGAAGCACUACAUCAACCAUUCUCAGCACUCGUACUGCAACCAUCACCGCUUGUCCAUCGAGUGUGUCGGACUGUCCUGCCUCUGCAAAGAGUACUUUUGUGACAACCGAGACUUUGGUGGUCUCUACAACUAUCUGCCCUGUCACAAUGACCCAGGCUCAACCUACCACUGGUGCCUCGCUUACAGGAGGAUCCAACACCGGUCUGCCCGGCGGCGACGACGGCCGAAGCACUACCUCGACUGUCUUCAGUACUCGUACUGCCACCAUCACGGCGUGCCCUUCCACCGUCCCCAACUGCCCCGCUUCCGCAAAGAGCACCUUUGUUACUACCGAGACUCUGGUCGUCUCAACGACUGUGUGCCCCGUGACUGCUUCUGCCACGGCCCUUCCGACAGCCAGCAAUGGAUCGAGUUCUGGCUCCAGUGCAGCUUCCGGCUCCUCGUCUGGGCCUGGCGUUGUCUCGGGCUCGGGCUCUACUACUGGCUCCAACUCUGGCUCCGAUUCGGGUGUUUCUUCUGGCACUGGUACUAGCAAGCCUAGUGGCUCCAAUGCUGGUUCCUCUACUGGCUCUUCUGCCGGAACCAGCUCCGGCUCCGGCGCCACCUCUGGUAACAGCUCUGCUGGCACUAGCUCUGGCAGCAGCUCUUCUAUCGGCUCUACCUCUGGUAAUAGCUCUGCUGGCACUAGCUCUGGCAAUGGUUCUUCUGCCGGACCCAGUUCCGGCUCCGGUGCCACCUCUGGUAACAGCUCUGCUGGCACUAGCUCUGGCAGCAGCUCUUCUGCUGGCUCUAGCUCCGGCAGUGGCUCUGCUUCCGCCGGCUCCAGCUCUGGCGAUGGUUCUUCUGCUGGCUCCAGCUUGGGCAAUGGCUCUGCUUCCACCGGCUCUAGCUCCGGCAGUGGCUCUGCUUCCGCCAGCUCUAGCUCUGGCAAUGGCUCGCCUGCUGGCUCUAGCUCCGGCUCUGUCUCCAGCUCUACCUCUGGUAGCAGCUCCACUACUGGCUCCAGCUCGGGCAAUGGCUCUGCUUCCACCAGCUCAAGCUCGGGCAAUGGCUCUGCUUCCGCCGGCUCUAGCUCUGGCAAUGGUUCUUCCGCCGGCUCUAGCUCUGAUUCUAUCUCUACCACCGGCUCUGGCAAUGGUUCUUCUUCCGGUGCUAGUGCUGCCUCUGGAUCUGCCUCUGGAUCUGCCUCUGGCAAUGGCUCUUCUGCCGGUUCUAGCUCUGGCUCUACCUCUACCACCGGCUCCGAUAAUGAAUCUGCUUCCGGUGCUAGUGCUGCUUCUGGUUCUGGUUCUGCCUCUGGUUCUGCCUCUGGCAAUAGCUCUUUCACCAGCUCUAGCUCUGACAAUAGCUCUGCUGGCUCUAGCUCUGGCAAUGGCUCUUCUUCCGGUGCUAGUGCUGCAUCUGGAUCUGCCUCUGGAUCUGCCUCUGGAUCUGCCUCUGGAUCUGCCUCUGGAUCUGCCUCUGGAUCUGCCUCUGGAUCUGCCUCUGGAUCUAGCUCUGAUACUGCUCCUGUCACUGUCAGUGGUGUCUCGCCAGUGUCUCAGUCUGGAGACCAUACUGGAAGUGAAUCUGAGCAGGAGGGAACCACCUACAAGGCACCUAGCUCAGCUAACUCUCAGACCAUUGGUGCUGCUGGGGGCAAGAACAUUUCUGCUCCUGCCUCGUCUAGUACUGGCUUCCAAAGGAUCUACAGCAGCACUCCGACGGCUACGUCUUCCACUGCUCAAGUGACCGCAGUCUCAACCGCGUCCAGUGCAGCUGGUGCUCUUUUCACCGGUGCGGCUUCCGCCAUGCACAUGACAAAUGGGCAAAUGAUUGGAUCCCUUGCCGGUGGCUUGGUCUCUAUGCUCCUCAUGUUUGUCUAA
Aspergillus fijiensis CBS 313.89 is the source of this 3189-nucleotide messenger RNA. RefSeq lists its product as uncharacterized. The transcript has 2 exons. NCBI's taxonomy places the organism in Eukaryota, Fungi, Ascomycota, Eurotiomycetes, Eurotiales, Aspergillaceae. The coding region runs from base 1 to 3189 and encodes 1062 amino acids. The record is from RefSeq and is a predicted model, not a curated record.